Molecule: messenger RNA, 4344 nt
Organism: Oncorhynchus gorbuscha (pink salmon)
Lineage: Eukaryota; Metazoa; Chordata; Actinopteri; Salmoniformes; Salmonidae
Product: mucin-2-like
Exons: 9
Cellular component (GO): extracellular matrix
Molecular function (GO): protein binding
Source: RefSeq, a predicted model, not a curated record
AUGCCUGAAGCCUUCACCACAUCUAGCAAUAAGAUCAUACUAGCAGAUGAAUCUGUAAAAGUGAUCAAACAAGAGAACGUGGUUGACGUACUAUACCAGGUCCACUCUCUCGGUCUCUAUGUUGUUGUUGAGGCUGAAAAUGGCCUGAUCCUCAUGUGGGACAAGAAGAAUAGCCUGUUCAUCAAACUCAGCUCUACCUUCCAGGGCCAAGUGUGUGGUCUGUGUGGUAACUAUGACGGUAAUGGAAAGAACGACUUCACGUCCAGAAACCAGGAAGUGGUUGUUGAAGCUCUGGAGUUUGGGAACAGCUGGAAAGUGUCACCCAGUUGCCCCAACGCUGAUGUCAUAAAAAACCCAUGCACUUUAAGAUCAUACAGGCAGUCCUGGUCUCUGAAACGCUGCAGCAUCAUCACCAGUAACGUUUUCUCAGCCUGCCACUCACAGGUGGACCCCACGCCAUUCCAUGAUGCCUGUGUGAGGGACUCGUGUGCCUGUGACACUGGGGGAGACUGCGAAUGUUUCUGUACAGCUGUAGCAGCCUACGCCCAGGCCUGUAACGAGGCAGGGGCUUGUAUCAAGUGGAGAACAUCAGAUAUCUGCCCUCUGUUCUGUGAUUUCUACAACCCUAUUGGUGAGUGUGAGUGGCAUUAUAAUCCGUGUGGAUACCCCUGUAUGAAGACCUGCAAGAAUCCCUCAGGAACAUGCUCCAGUCAGAUCCCUGCACUGGAAGGUUGCUAUCCAAAAUGUCCUUUGGCCCAGCCUUAUUUGGAAGAAAGUACCAUGAAGUGUGUCAGUAAGAAGGACUGUGGUUGCUACGAUGGAGAUGGAACUCAUUACAACGAGGGAGAGAUUAUACCUUCCAAGGAGAACUGUCAGACAUGUCGUUGCUCAUCAACUGAGGUCAGAUGCAGCUAUGUGGUCCAAGCUUGUAAUUGUUUAUACAACGGCAGAACAUACAAGUAUGGAGCGACCAUAUAUCACACAUCUGACGGUGACGGGACCUGUAUUACUGCCACCUGCAAAGAGAAUGGAACUAUUGUCCGGAUUAUGAACCCCUGUCCCAGCACCCCAACUCCAACAACUACACCAAGUGUUACAACAACACAGAUAUUCACUCAAGCACCAACCACAACAGUAUUUGUUUUCUCAACUCCUACCACUACCCCAACCCAUACCCCUACCCCCACAACAACUCCUACCACUACCCCAACCCAUACCCCUACCCCCACAACAACUCCUACCACUACCCCAACAACAACUUCUACCACUACCCCAACAACAACGCCUACCACUACCGCAAUAACAACCCCUAUUUCACCAACAACCACUUCACCCACUACUACUCCACACUGCCUGACCAAGAUUGUCUGUGAAUGGUCAGACUGGAUUGACAAUCACUAUCCUACUCAAGAAACAGGAGGAGAUUAUGAAACCAUAGAAAAUAUAAAGAAAUAUAGAAAUGAUACUUGUAGCCAACCUAAGGAGGUAGAAUGCAGAGCCAAGGACUUAUUCCUUGUUCCUUUGGACAAACUAGGUCAACAUGUUGAAUGCAAUCCCUCAGUUGGACUGAUAUGCCACAACAAGGAUCAAGGCAUCCCACCAAUAUGCUACAACUACGAGAUCAGAGUUAGAUGUUGUGUUGAUGUUUGUAGCAAUGGGACAACUACCACCUCAGUUAGGCCCACAACAACCAUUACAACAACAACUGCUACCACUACCCCAACAUCAAAACCAACAACUACCCCAACAACUACCACAACUACCCCAACAACAAAACCUUCCACUACCCCAACAACUACCACAACUACUUCAACAACUAAACCUACCACUACCCCAACAACAACCCCUACCACUACCCCAACAACAACCCCUACCUCUACCCCAACCACAACCCCUACCACUGCCCUCACAACAACCCCUAUUUCACCAACAACCACUUCACCCACUACUACUCCACACUGCCUGACCAAGACUGUCUGUGAAUGGUCAGACUGGAUUGACAAUCACUAUCCUACUCAAGAAACAGGAGGAGAUUAUGAAACCAUAGAAAAUAUAAAGAAAUAUAGAAAUGAUACUUGUAGCCAACCUAAGGAGGUAGAAUGCAGAGCCAAGGACUUAUUCCUUGUUCCUUUGGACAAACUAGGUCAACAUGUUGAAUGCAAUCCCUCAGUUGGACUGAUAUGCCACAACAAGGAUCAAGGCAUCCCACCAAUAUGCUACAACUACGAGAUCAGAGUCAGAUGUUGUGUCGAUGUUGUUGAUGUUUGUAGCAAUGGGACAACUACCACCUCAGUUAGGCCCACAACAACCAUUACAACAACAACUGCUACCACUACCCCAACAUCAAAACCAACAACUACCCCAACAACUACCACAACUACCCCAACAACAAAACCUUCCACUACCCCAACAACUACCACAACUACCUCAACAACUAAACCUACCACUACCCCAACAACUACUGCAACUACUACACCUACCACUACCACAACAACAAAACCAACCACUACCCCUGCAACUACUUCAGCUACUUCAACAACAUCUCCUACCACUACCCCAACAUCAAAACCUGCCACUACGCCAACAUCUACUACAACUACUUCAACAACUAAACCUACCACUACCCCAACAUCUACUACAACUACUUCAACAACUAAACCUAGCACUAUCCCAACAACUGCUACCACUACCCCAACAUCUAAACCUACCACUACCCUAACAACAAAACCUACAACUACUACAGCUACUUCAACAACAUAUCUUACCAGUAACCCAACAACAAAACCUACCACCACCCCAACAACUAUUACAACUACUUCAACAACAAAACCUACCACUACCCCAACAUCUACUACAACUACUUCAACAACUAAACCUACCACUACCCCAACAUCUACUACAACUACUUCAACAACUAAACCUACUACUUCAACAACAAAACCUACCACUACCCCAACAUCUACUACAACUACUUCAACAACUAAACCUACCACUACCCCAACAUCAAAACCUACCACUACCCCAACUACUUCAACAACUAAACCUACCACUUCCCCAACAACAACUCCUACCAAUACCCCAACAACUGCUACAACUACCCCAACAUCAAAACCUACCACUACACCAACAACUCCCACAACUACUUCAACAACAAAACUUACCACAACCCCAACAACAAAAGCUACAACUACUACAGUUACUUCAACAACUAAACCUACCACUACCCCAACAACAACUACUACAUCUACCCCAACAUCAAAACCUACCACUACGCCAACAUCUACUACAACUACUUCAACAACUAAACCUACCACUUCCCCAACAACAACUCCUACCACUACCCCAAAAACAACUCCUACCACUACCCCAACAUUAAAACAUACCAAUACCCCAACAACUGCUACAACUACCCCAACAUCAAAACCUACCACUACACCAACAACUCCCACAACUACUUCAACAACAAAACUUACCACAACCCCAACAACAAAAGCUACAACUACUACAGUUACUUCAACAACUAAACCUACCACUACCCCAACAACAACUACUACAUCUACCCCAACAUCAAAACCUACCACUACACCAACAUCUACUUCAAGUACUUCGACAACUAAACCUACCACUUACCCAACAACAACUCCUACCACUACCCCAAAAACAACUCCUACCACCACCUCAACAACAACUCCUACCACUACCCCAACAUCAAAACCUACCACUACCCCAACAACUACUACAACUACCCUAACAACAAAGCCUACUACUAACCCAACAACAACUGCAACUACUUCAACAACUAAACCUGCCACUACCCAACCAAACACUACAGCUUCUUCAACAACUAAACCUACCAUUACCCCAACAACAGCUACUACCACUACUCCAACAUCUACUUCAACUACUUCAACAACUAAACCUACCAGUAACCCAACAUCUACUACAACUACCCCAACAUCAAAACCUGCCACUACCCCAACGUCUACUACAACUACUCCCACAACUAAACCUACCACCUCCCCAACAACAACUCCUACCACUACCCCAACAACUGCUACCACUACCCCAACAUCUAAACCUACCACUACCCUAACAACAAAACCUACAACUACUACAGCUACUUCAACAACAUAUCUUACCAGUAACCCAACAACAAAACCUACCACCACCCCAACAACUAUUACAACUACUUCAACAACAAAACCUACCACUACGCCAACAUCUACUACAACUACUUCAACAACUAAACCUACCACUACCCCAACAUCAAAACCUACCACUACCCCAACAUCUACUACAACUACUUCAACAACUAAACCUACCACUACCCCAACAUCUACUACA